This is a messenger RNA of Oncorhynchus masou masou (cherry salmon), 1927 nucleotides long. RefSeq names its product protein TBATA-like. The transcript has 8 exons. Lineage: Eukaryota; Metazoa; Chordata; Actinopteri; Salmoniformes; Salmonidae. The coding region runs from base 725 to 1759 and encodes 344 amino acids. The record is from RefSeq and is a predicted model, not a curated record.
UUAAAAAUCCUUCUUUAACCUGACUCCUCCCCUUCAUCUACACUGAUUGAAGUGGAUUUAACAAGUGACAUCAAUAAGGGAUCAUAGCUUUCACCUGGUUUCAGGUCUGUGUCAUGGAAAGAGCAGGUGUUUUGUAUACUCAGUGUUGGUAAUGGCGUGUCAUUUGGAAUGUAGCCCCUGUGUGGCCUCAGAAUAUACGUGGAUUUCCUCAGGGAUUAAUGCACAGGGUGGAAGUUACAGUCCCCAUUGUUGAGGGAUGCUUUUCUUGUUCAUGUUGAGAGCCGAGUCUCCUAGCAACAUGGGAAACAUUGGACACUAAAUCAGAGUCUGAAGACUGUGGACAGGCAAUGUGGACUUUCUGAGGUAGGAUAAGUUUAUAUUUGAUUUAUUAAAGAGUUUUUAAUAAAACAUUAUUUUUUUUUAAAGACAUCAGAUUUUUGUUAUUUUUCAUGUCUUGCUUAACAAAACUCUAGACCUAAAGAUACCUUAUAAAAUCAUGAUAUUUUAUUUAAAAAAUAAAUUAUUGAAGUCCACAUGACUUCUCAAGUUUCCAUGACAACAUGAUAUUAUUUAUAUACAGUAUUGUGCACACUGUACAUGACAAGGCUUUGGGUUGUAUAGUGUGGAAUGGCAAUGGCAAUUGAUCUGUCUCUAAUAGUACCAUUUAGCUAUCGCUUUUAUCCAAAAGCAGGUGGUCCCGGGAACCUUUCUCUCACAGAUCGUCAUGUCGGUCUUUAACAGCCCAGAUCCCUGUGGUGAAAAGAAAACAUCUGACAGGAACACGGGUCAUCACGACGAUAAUGUUACGUCGUACACGGCGGACGUUUCCAACAUGGCCACUAGGGGCAGUCCACGCUUUGGAGCAUUGAGUCACCACUCCUUCUUCUCCAGACACAACCCUCACCCACACAGAGUCACACACAUCCAAGGUCUAAAUGGGAUUCCAGUGUGCAUGGUGAAUGACGACUGGUACGUGACCACCUCACUGUUCCCCCAUCCGCUCAUCAAGAGUCAGGUAUUCAGGACGAAUUCAGGAGCACCUUUCUCCCUGCCUGCAGGACACAGCGUGUUCGGAGGCAGAUACAGCACCGGACACAGAACAGCUCUGUUAUCAGAAGCAUGGAAAGAGGAGUUGAAAGAUCUGUCUGCAAAAGUCAGCGUUUCAACACAGGACAAAAAGGACAUGAAAGAUGAGAAUGAAGAGGAGGGUCGAGGACUGAUCCGGAGGACACCCAGUACUCUGCCAAGACAGGGAGGAUCAUCCCUCCCUCCUCCCAGGCUUAUCAGCGUAGCCACCAGGCUCAGGCACACCGUCACCCCCUGCCCCUGCUCUACAUCAGCAGGAACUUAUGGUACUGUGCUGGAGCUGCUGUGUCAAAUCCUUCAGACUGACUCCUUAUCAUUGGUCCAGCAGUGGCUGCUGCUCGCGGGCCAGAGGGAGAAGGACAUGGUGAUGGGGUUGAUUCAACAGGCCAUGAAGGACAGUGUCUUCCUAAGGCAGCAGAGUAUGACUGAGUGCGAGGUACCCAGAUGCCAUCCACGCACCUCUCUGUCCGUACUUACUAGCUGUGGACAUGCAAAACUAAGACUUCAUACAAGUUCAUCCCAACUUCAGCUGCCAAUCAGCAAGGAGGACAAACCAGAGAUGAUUGGAGAUGCAGAGGUACUUGAGGUCCACGCAGAAAGCCCGAAACCGCCUGAAACUAAGCAACAUAUUUCCCAGGAUGAUCAGAACGACCAGUGUGAUCAGAAUGAUUAGACUUCCGUUAGUGUAAUGCUUCUGUUCUCAUCAUUUAAUGUAGUUAGUAGGAAGCCUGUUUCUGUAUUCAGAAACAUUCUCUGACUAGUUAUUCUGUAUGAUGUAACGCUGUUGUCAUGGUUCAAUUCUCAAACAAUUCUGAGCCAAUUAAAUCAGAUUAUUGUCCCA